AUAUACCAGCAGAGCCAACCCAGGAAAGCCUCUGGUAAAGAUAUUGAGACGCUUAGCAACAAAUGUAAGGAGAAAGGAGGAGAAAUAGGCGGUGAAAAAGGUUGUUGAAAGUCUAUCUUGGCAGAGCGAAAGAGCGAGAACGAUGGACGGCAAUUGAUUUCGAUACAUGACAGAGGAAAGUGAUGGAGAGGAGCAAGUCAGGCAGUAUAAACUUCCCUGGAGGUCGGAAGGUAGUGCUGAAUCGUCUUGUGAAAAAGCUAGGUGCAAGGAUAGAGAAGAACGAGGAGGCUGGGGGUUUUAAAUCAAAAGAUAAACUUCUAUCAUGUUUGUCUCUGCUGGAGCCACCGCCAGAUGCU
This is a messenger RNA of Geodia barretti, 356 nucleotides long. The record is from the annotation of a GenBank genome assembly. Lineage: Eukaryota; Metazoa; Porifera; Demospongiae; Tetractinellida; Geodiidae.